Molecule: messenger RNA, 387 nt
Organism: Spirometra erinaceieuropaei
Lineage: Eukaryota; Metazoa; Platyhelminthes; Cestoda; Diphyllobothriidea; Diphyllobothriidae
Source: the annotation of a GenBank genome assembly
AUGGUAGACUUGCACAGCAUCUACUGCACUCUCUCCCCCCCCCACUCCCCACCCGGACCCAGUGUCAAGACAGAGGUAAGAAGACCGGGGACCGGGAGAGCUGUGCAGGUGGAUGACACGGUCGAACCUGUACCUUGGCGUUCUACUCUACGUCCCCCGGUCCACACAGCAAAUGACCAAAUUUUUGACCAGCAGCAACAGCAGCAGCAGCAGCAGCAAAAACAACAACAACACCCCAACAGGGGUCAGAAGGACGAGGAUGAUGACUGGGCAGCCAUGCCCACUACCUGCGUACCCAGCGGGAUCGCAAGCGCAUCUGCCGCCAAGGAACCAGAUGCCAGGGAAUUGUCGGCGCGCAUACCAGGCUGCGAUAGCAUGGUUUGCUGA